This is a messenger RNA of Plutella xylostella (diamondback moth), 2516 nucleotides long. It is a transcript of the gene eIF3b, whose product is annotated as eukaryotic translation initiation factor 3 subunit b. Gene Ontology annotation, molecular function: translation initiation factor activity; RNA binding; translation initiation factor binding. Gene Ontology annotation, biological process: translational initiation. NCBI's taxonomy places the organism in Eukaryota, Metazoa, Arthropoda, Insecta, Lepidoptera, Plutellidae. The record is from RefSeq and is a predicted model, not a curated record. Gene Ontology annotation, cellular component: eukaryotic translation initiation factor 3 complex.
UAUGAUUCACUCUUUCACUAAUGGCGUGUCUUCCGGUACCACACGUUAUAACGUCAAAAUGGCUAAGAAAAAAGGCGAUGAGAAAGUGAAUCAAACCCCUCAAAGUGAUAAUGAGGAGCAAAACUUUGAUGAGGAGCCUGACUUUGACGAUCCGGAAGGUUUUGUUGACGACAUUCCCGAUGAAGAAUUGUUGGCCGACCUUUUAGAGCAAAAGCCUAAGGAAUCUGACGGCUACGAGAAUGUAGUCGUGGUGGACGGGUGCCCGCAGGUCGGGCCCGAAAGGCUUGAGAAGCUCCAAAGCGUCAUUACCAAGAUCUUCAGCAAGUUUGGCAAGAUUGUACAUGAGUAUUAUCCAACUGAUGAGAAUGGAGUCACAACGGGUUACAUAUUCUUGGAAUACAGUAACGCCCAGAACGCCGCCGAAGCCGUGAAGGCCACAAAUAAUUGUAAAUUAGAUAAGCAGCACACAUUUUUAGUGAAUUUGUUCACUGAUUUCCACAAAUAUGCGGACAUCCCCAAGGAGUGGGAGCCGCCAGCACCGCAGCCCUUCAAGGUGCAAUCGGACCUGCAGUGGUACCUCAUGGACCCAGAUGCGUAUGACCAGUUCCUGGUCGGCAUCGGCACCGGAGUUGCUCUGCAGGUGUGGCAGAAUGCCCUGCCCGAGCCCGUGUGUUUGCAGGAGAGACCUAACUGGACGGAGACCUACGCAGUAUGGUCACCACUCGGCACGUACCUGGCCACGUUCCACUGGCGAGGGGUGGCGCUGUGGGCCGGACCCAAGUUCCAGCAGUUCCAAAAGUUCUUCCACCCGGAGGCCCGCUUCAUCUCCUUCUCACCAUGCGAGAACUACAUUGUUACGUUCUCACCAAGUGGGGAGCGCGGUGAUGACAAGAAACUCAUUAUUUGGGAUAUUAGGACCGGUCAAGAGAAGCGCAGUUUCCCGCCACCCGACGAGUACGUGACGUGGCCGAUCUUCCGCUGGAGCAAGGACGACAAGUACUUCGCGCGGCUCGGCGCCGACAUGCUCUCCGUGUACGAGACGCCUGGCUUCGGACUGCUCGAUAAGAAGAGCAUCAAGAUCCCUGGUAUCAGAGACUUCAGCUGGUCGCCAACCGACAACACUCUGGCCUACUGGGUGGCGGAGGACAAGGACGUCCCAGCGCGAGUCACGCUGCUCGAGAUCCCCAACCGCACUGAAGUUCGCUCCAAGAACUUGUUCUCCGUCGCGGACUGCAAGAUCCACUGGCAGAAGAGCGGCGACUACCUCUGCGUGAAAGUAGACCGCUACUCCAAAGUCAAAAAGGAUAAGAAUGACAUCAAGUACUCCGGAAUGUAUUACAACUUUGAAAUCUUCCAUAUGAGGGAGAAGGAAAUCCCGGUGGACUCCGUCGAAAUCAAGGAGCCAAUUCAAGCAUUCGCGUGGGAGCCAGUCGGAUCCAAGUUCUCUAUCAUCCACGGAGACCCGGCCAACAUCUCUAUAAGCUUCUACCAAGUGAACACCGGCCAGGCACCGACCCUGCUCAAGAAGUUUGAGAAGAAACCGUUCAACCAUCUGUUCUGGUCUCCGUCGGGACAGUUCAUCGUGCUCGCUAACCUGGGAUUGACCGGUGGUGCUCUGGAGUUCUUGGAUACCAACGACUUCACUAUCAUGAAUGUUUCCGAUCAUUACCAGAUGUCCGGCAUCGAGUGGGACCCGACGGGCCGCUACGUGGUGACGGGCGUCUCCUCGCUCAAGUGCAAGAUGGACUGCGGCUACUACAUCUGGUCCUUCCAGGGCAAGAUCCUUAGGAGGGUAAUGAAGGAAGGGUUCGCGCAGUUCCACUGGCGGCCGCGCCCGCCCACGCUGCUCACGGACAAGCAGCAGAAGGACAUCAAGAAGAACCUCAAGAAGUACUACUCGCAGUUCGAGUCCAAGGACCGCAUGCGCAGCAGCAAGGCCAGCAAGGAACUGGUGGCGAAGCGCACGGAGCAGAUGAAGAAGCACAUCGAGUACCGCGAGGCGAAGGCGCAGGAGUGGGCCGAGCAGAAGCCGCGCCGCCUCGAGCUCAGGAACUAUGUGGAUACCGACGGUAUCGACACAGAGUCAAACACAGUGGAAGAAGCAGUUGAAUUCUUAGUGAAAGAGGAACAGACCGUCAUCGAGUAGUCGCCAUAUUGCCGCCACGUCCGAGGCCGAGCCCCGCCCGGCCUCCCCGCUGCGCAAGCGCAUCGAUUCAACUACUUUUAUAACACCAGACCACUCAAUCAGCCUUCAAAUCUUUUGUACCACAUCCCGUAGCCAAACUUUGUUCUGUCAACAAAUCACUUCAUAAUUUGCAAUGUUCAAUUACAGUUUAAAUUAUACAAUAGGUAAUGUUUAUAGAAAUCAUAUUAAAUUGAAACGUUUCAAAUGGACAAUGGCUUUUUAAUACCUGUUUUGAGAUUUAUUUUAUUUAUUUACUUACUCAUUAUGAAAUAUUUACAGGAUUGUUACUAGAUGAUGGUAUGAAAUAAUAAAGGAUUGAUUGAAACAAUAA